UUUUAGUGUAACUCCAUAAGACACAGAAAAAUGGUUUAGAAUGCUGACCAGUUAUUUACAAGCUGAAAGAAGAUCUGCUGCCGAUUCUUCAGAGUUAUUCCUAAAGUGACAAAAUUCAGAUACGAGAUACGUUUUUUCAUAUGUAAGCAAAAGAUAUUUCAAAUAUAAAUAAGAUUAAAAUAACAUAAAAUCCAGUUUACACAAACUUGUGUGCUAGUAGGGAGAAGAUCUUUGGGCUCACAGCAAGAUUAGCUAAUUUUAAAAUAUUAAUAGAAAUAAGGGACAAGUUAGUGUGCUAAUGUAAGUGGUAGAAUAAAAGCAUUUAUGCACUAACUUUUUGAUUUUGUAUUUUAAUUUUAUUCAGAGAUCACAAUGCAGACAUCAGAGACUGGGGCGGAUACAGGUUCGACUGUGACUUUACAGACAUCUGUGGCUGGCCAGGCAGCAGUGCCCACACAGGUAGUACAGCAAGUACCAGUUCAGCAACAGGUACAGCAAGUACAGACUGUGCAACAGGUACAGCAUGUCUACCCAGCCCAGGUUCAGUAUGUGGAGGGAAGUGACACAGUCUACACUAAUGGAGCUAUCCGAUCAACAACUUAUCCUUACACAGAAACCCAGAUGUACAGUCAAAACACUGGGGGAAAUUAUUUUGAUACUCAAGGAAGUUCUGCACAGGUGACAACAGUGGUCUCGUCUCAUAGCAUGGUGGGCACUGGAGGGAUUCAGAUGGGCGUAACAGGAGGACAACUCAUUAGCAGCUCAGGAGGAACCUAUCUGAUUGGCAAUUCAAUGGAAAAUUCUGGUCAUACAGUGACUCAUACAACACGGGCCUCCCCAGCGACACUUCAAUGGCUUUUAGACAACUAUGAAACUGCAGAAGGAGUGAGCCUUCCAAGAAGUACCCUUUACAACCAUUACUUACGACACUGUCAGGAGCACAAGUUGGAUCCAGUCAAUGCUGCUUCAUUUGGAAAACUCAUACGGUCAAUUUUCAUGGGACUACGGACCAGAAGACUUGGAACUAGGGGGAAUUCUAAAUAUCAUUACUAUGGGAUUCGUGUUAAGCCAGACUCUCCUCUUAAUCGGCUACAAGAGGACAUGCAAUAUAUGGCCAUGAGACAACAGCCCAUGCAGCAGAAACAGAGGUAUAAGCCUAUGCAGAAAGUGGAUGGAGUUGCAGAUGGCUUCACAGGAAGUGGUCAACAGACAGGCACAUCUGUUGAACAAACUGUAAUUGCCCAAAGUCAACAUCAUCAACAGUUUCUAGAUGCAUCUCGAGUACUGCCAGAGUUUGGAGAAGUUGAAAUAUCUUCUCUGCCAGAUGGUACUACCUUUGAGGACAUCAAAUCACUACAGAGUCUUUAUCGAGAGCACUGUGAGGCAAUACUGGAUGUUGUUGUUAAUCUUCAAUUCAGCCUGAUAGAAAAAUUGUGGCAAACUUUCUGGCGCUAUUCUCCUUCUGCUCCACCUGAUGGCACUCCUGUUAAUGAACCAAGCAAUCUGAGUGAAAUAGAAAGUCGACUUCCUAAAGCAAAGCUGAUUACUCUGUGCAAGAAUGAGUCUAUUCUGAAAUGGAUGUGUAACUGUGACCAUGUGAUGUACCAGGCUUUGGUGGAGAUUCUCAUUCCUGACGUCCUUAGACCUAUUCCUAGUGCCUUGACCCAAGCCAUUCGCAAUUUUGCAAAAAGCCUUGAAGGUUGGCUUUCAAAUGCCAUGAACAAUAUUCCACAGAGGAUGAUACAAACCAAGGUUGCCGCUGUAAGUGCCUUUGCCCAGACUCUGCGAAGAUACACAUCUCUUAAUCACCUGGCUCAAGCAGCUCGUGCUGUGCUUCAAAAUACUUCUCAAAUCAACCAGAUGCUCAAUGAUCUCAACCGUGUUGAUUUUGCCAAUGUUCAGGAGCAGGCUUCCUGGGUGUGCCAGUGUGAUGACAACAUGGUUCAGAGACUCGAAACAGAUUUCAAAAUGACUCUUCAACAGCAGAGCACUCUGGAGCAGUGGGCUGCCUGGCUUGAUAAUGUAAUGAUGCAAGCAUUGAAACCAUAUGAAGGAAGACCCAGCUUUCCUAAAGCAGCACGGCAAUUUCUGUUAAAAUGGUCUUUCUACAGCUCAAUGGUGAUUCGGGAUUUAACCUUGCGCAGUGCUGCUAGCUUUGGCUCUUUUCAUCUGAUCCGCUUGCUUUACGAUGAAUACAUGUUUUACUUAGUAGAGCAUCGUGUUGCUCAGGCAACAGGAGAAACACCUAUUGCAGUUAUGGGAGAGUUUGGUGAUUUAAAUGCUGUGUCUCCUGGAAAUAUGGAUAAAGAUGAGGGCAGCGAAGUUGAAAGUGAAAUAGAUGAAGAGCUGGAUGAAAGUGGAGAGCCACAAGCUAAGAGGGAGAAAACUGAGCUGAACCAGGCAUUCCAGGUGGGCUGCAUGCAGCCAGUGCUUGAGAGUGGAGUACAGCAGAACCUCCUGAACCCAAUUCAUAAUGAGCACAUUGUUGCAACUACUCAGACUAUCAGACAAUGCAGUGCUACUGGAAAUACAUAUACUGCAGUCUAAUGUGAAACUUCCCCUGGCCUCCGACACACGCCCCAUUGCAUUUUAGCUGUUUAGGUUUACUA
Molecule: messenger RNA, 2609 nt
Organism: Sturnus vulgaris (Common starling)
Lineage: Eukaryota; Metazoa; Chordata; Aves; Passeriformes; Sturnidae
Gene: RFX3
Product: regulatory factor X3
Biological process (GO): regulation of transcription by RNA polymerase II
Cellular component (GO): nucleus
Molecular function (GO): DNA-binding transcription factor activity, RNA polymerase II-specific; RNA polymerase II cis-regulatory region sequence-specific DNA binding
Source: RefSeq, a predicted model, not a curated record